Ichthyophthirius multifiliis is the source of this 1081-nucleotide messenger RNA. RefSeq lists its product as hypothetical. The annotation marks the transcript as partial. NCBI's taxonomy places the organism in Eukaryota, Ciliophora, Oligohymenophorea, Hymenostomatida. The transcript has a single exon. The record is from RefSeq and is a predicted model, not a curated record.
AUAUUAAAUGACUAACAGCACAGAUUAAUGAAUUGGUUGUCGAAAUUAAGUAAUAUUAUAUAAGUUUAUAUGUCACCAACUGAAGUCGAAUCGAGUGAUAGAAGAUCGAUAUUCUGGUUAGCAGGUAGUAAUGGAAUUGGAAAAAGUUUAUUUAUUCGAAUGCUACAUGAUAUAAUCAGAGUUCAUGCUCACUUUAAUAUAUGGUAUUUAUCAGCUAAUUAUGGUCUUAAAGACUAAUUCGGGGAUUAAGUCACGUACAACUUAAACAAUAAAGCACUAAGUUAUCUUGAUGAAAGUGCUGUUAAUUUCUUAGUAGUAGAUGAAGUUCAAGUUGGAGUUGGAUUGUUUUCUGAUGACCAAUUGUUGUAAUUAUCUCAAUCAUCAGGAGGAGGCUCAAAAUAGUCAAUUUCCUUAUAAAUGAAGUAUGGCCAUAACAUAGUAUUACGUAAAUGUUGUUGGCUAAUAUUCAGUAAUGUUUAAAUAGAGACAUUUGUUACAUAAAUGCAAUAGAUUAGAUUGGGGUAGAAUAUAAAUUCACUUCUUUUAAGAACUAACUACUUAGAUGUAUGGGAAUAUAGUGACAGACUUAUUGAAUGGCAAAAAUAAUAAUUAGUGGACAUAUAAAGAAACUAUAACAACACUUUGGUAAUAGAUAUAAAAGAAUUUUUAUUCUUGAACAUCGAUAUACAUUUGCAAUUAGAAGGCUAAAAAUAUGAUUAAUAUUGUUCUAAUGCUGUGAAAGUAAAUAAAAUUAGUAAGUAAUUGUUCAAUAAACUAACUAAUUAUUCAUCACGUCGAAUGGAGUUCUUAUCUUUAACAGUUCAACAAUACAAAUUGAUCUAAGAAUCAUAAAACAUUAACGUUGCUAAGUUAUAAAUCAAAUAAGCAACCUAAUUCUUGUUGGAUACCACAGUUACUGGAUAUAGCACGUAAUUUAAUGAAUUUAUAAACACUAAUUAUCACUACGAAGGUGAAGCUUAGAUUGCGCCUAUAUCUGAUGAACGUAUUGACGCAAUAAAAAAGAUGAAUUAAAGUAGAAUUCCUUAAGUUUAUUAAAGGUUACAAGAAAUUAGAAUGACAA